UGUUGUUAGUGAGUGACUGAGAUGGAAGUGAAGCUGCUGCUCACCGUCUUCAUGCUCCUCGUACAGGUGUCACUUGCACUGUGGCAGCGUGUGACUGUGAUGAAAGGUCAGACUCUUGACUUAAGCUGCCCCAUUAGUAAUCCUCACAAGACCACUGUGGAGUGGAGGAACCCAAAAGGAUACAUUAUGUUUUUCAAUCGCAAUAAAGCUUUAAAGGACAAGCGUUACAGAAUCGACAGACUGUCGGAAUCCGAAUUCUCCAUCAGUAUUUCCAACAUCACCUUCAAAGAUGGUGGCAACUACACAUGUUCUCACUAUGACCACCACACAAAAGAGAAGAUAGUGGAGGUGACAGUGUUAGGUUAUCCUAGAAUGAAAGUGGCAGAGCAUGAAGGACAGCUUGUCAUUAAAUGCACUGCUGAGGGGAACCACUAUCCUCCACAGAUCUCCUGGAAAGUAGGCCAGUGGCCUGAGAUUAGGGGUCAUGCCCAAGUCCAUCAUGAAGAUAAAACAUAUGUGUCCGUGGAUAUGUUACAUGUUCAGCAAGACAAGAAGAGAGUGACUGUGAAAUGCCUCGUUCGCCAUCCAGCUCUGCUCUCACCACCUCUGAUGAACUUUGUCAAAAUUGGACAAGGCAGAAGAAAGUUCCACCGCACAACUACGACUAGUUUACCUACAGCUGCAGGGUCGGCAGAGGUACCGACAACAACCAGUGGGUCCAGACAUGAGACAACAUCAACAGUCCACCUCACAACCACAGAUGCGAAUGGGCCUCCAUCAGAGAGCUCUAUCCAGUUAUCAGCUGUUUCCUCCAAUCACCCGUUUCCUUCCAGGGAGCCACAGACGGUUUCAGCAUCCAGCCGGUCUCCUAUAAACCCUGAUACAGGCUCACAUCUCAGCACUACUGGCUGGACGUCUGUGUCUGAAACGACAGAGGAGAUCACAUCCUACAACAGCACAGGGAGAAACCCACCAGGGAGCACAAAUGACCCACGGAUGCAGACAGGAAGUCAAGGCAAUUCCUCAUUACUGGUCUUUCUGGUGACGUGCCUGAUUGUCUGUCUCCUGAUCGUGGUCACGUUUUUUGCUAUCAAGCUGAGGAGAGCGCACAUCACCUGGAAGAAAGUUUUCAUUGUUACAGAGAAUGAGGACUCUAAUCCUUCAGAGGAGAGCAGCAAAUCGAAAUCAAGCCAAGAGGAGAAGAACUCUAAGGGACAAAGGCGAAGAGGGCUCUUCAACACAGCAUUCACACAGUAUGUGGCUGAAGAACCAGCAGUGAUCCCUUCAAACACAGGUGCCAUGUCAGCAACAGAGAGUGUAAAUCAGGAGAGGACUUCUGAACCUCAACCCCCAUCCCAAUCUUCAGCCCAAUGUGACAUAAAGGAGACAGAGCUAUAAGAGUCUGUAAAAUACUGCAUUGUCUUUGUUUUACUCCACUGGUCACAAUGAGUGUAUGUUUACACAGAAAAGAAUGUGGUGACGCAUUGUCUCAACUAUAGUACUGUUCUGUAAUGUGUAAAUACUGUACAGUUUGUUUACAUGUAAGAAUAAAAUAUAUUUUGCGAGAA
Hippoglossus stenolepis (Pacific halibut) is the source of this 1568-nucleotide messenger RNA. RefSeq names its product cytotoxic and regulatory T-cell molecule. The transcript has 10 exons. The coding region runs from base 22 to 1398 and encodes 458 amino acids. The record is from RefSeq and is a predicted model, not a curated record. Gene Ontology annotation, molecular function: signaling receptor binding. Gene Ontology annotation, cellular component: plasma membrane. NCBI's taxonomy places the organism in Eukaryota, Metazoa, Chordata, Actinopteri, Pleuronectiformes, Pleuronectidae. Gene Ontology annotation, biological process: detection of tumor cell; positive regulation of natural killer cell mediated cytotoxicity directed against tumor cell target; cell recognition.